AUGAAUAUCAAUAAAGAUGAUGAUGUCAGAAAACAAUUGUUUUUAUCUAUAAUAAAGAAUAAGGUUACUAGAGUUAAAGUCAGUAAAUAUAUCAAUUUAAUUCAUAGACAGUUGUAUCCUUUGAAACGAAGAUAUGUUUGGAGUGAACUUGAAGAGGUAACCUCUAUUGAAACGCUUGGAAAACUCAGAGUGUUCUCGUUGAUCUAUAAGCAAUUCGAGAAAUCAGAGGAACUCUACAAUCGUCUUGAUUGGGGUACAGUCAUAUCGGGUCGUCCCUUGGCAACCAACGAAACGAAACCAUCGGACUUGGUUACCUCAACACCCAGUACAUCAACAAGAAAGAGAUCGACAUCAACUAAAUAUGCUGAUUUCAUAAGUAGUACAACAUCCAAAAGAAAGAAUAAGAAGAAUAAUAAUAAUAAUGAACAACAACAUCAACAACAACAACAAUUACAAGAAAAUCAAACUAUAUCUGUAGUUAAAAGACAUCAAUUUAUGAGUUAUUCAAAACUUAAAUAUGCAAUAAGGUUAGCGGUUGAAUCAGAUAAUUUGGAUUUAUUAAAGUUUGUUUGGACUCGAUAUGCAUUUGGAAAAGAUCAUUACAGUGAAAAAUAUAGUUUUAUUGGUAAUUUCCUGCUGUCUAUUGCCAAAUACGAUCGUUUAGAACUAUUAAAGUAUGCUUUGGAGGCAAAGAUUCUUGGAAUCUACGAGUUGGAGCCGAAAAUCGAUUACUUUCUAGAGAAGGCCGCUAUCAAAGUAAUCAAAUACCUCAAUGCAAACUACAGAUUUCUGCUCGCUAGAAAACCAUUGUAUUACAUGGCCAAGAGUGGUGAUAUUGAAUUCAUCAAAUCGUUGAAACUGACCGCUGCCAGUAGACUCAAGGCGAUCUAUCAUGCCGCUGUUGGUGGUCAGGUCGAGAUGCUCGAAUAUCUCUUUGACGAGACUGGCUACGACGAGGAGUUGGCAAUAGAUUCACUGUUUAAAAUACUGGAGGAGCUGCAAAAGACUGGACAUCUCGGUGCAUUCCGAUAUCUAUGUGAACGAUACAAUUUGGAUUUGCGUCCACACUCUUCUAAACUGGUGAGACUGUUCCAGCCGUGGUCCGUCCAAAUUCACGUUCAAGAGUAUGUAAGGGAGCGAAUUGCCAGCUUCAAUCGGGCAGAGGGAUUGCCAACCAAUGAUUUUGCUGUCUACUCUGGAUACUACAAUCGACCCGUUAAUAUCAUGUUGUCCGACGAACAGAAGGAGGCAGCACAAAUCAAAGAUAUGAUUUCGAGAACUACCGAUCUCGAGCAUUUCAUCUAUCUCUAUGGAUUGUAUGGAAAAUCGGUCACUUUGAACUUGGAGUCAUGUGAUUAUCCACGUGAGAUCUUCCAGUAUCUCUAUGAUCAAACCGCAGUUCCAAAGAUGAAGCGACAAAUGCCAGUCGAUAUGAUCAACAGAGGAUGGGAUGUAAUAGAGUUUCUGUUUGAUCGACAUCCAGAGUUCUCCAUUUACAAUCUCUAUCGAAUGACGAUUCUCUACAAUCACGUAUCGCUGAUGCGAAAAUACCGUUCAAAGUAUCCCGAUCAAAAGGGAAAAGGUUUUACCAGCUACAUUGAAGAGAGUGGCUCAUACGAGAUGACAAAGUAUUUGAAUGAAACCACACCAAACGAAGUGUGUACCUACGGAAUGCAUUACGCAGCGGCUCACAAUGACUUGGACUCUUUGCUUUACUUAUAUUUCCACAGAGAAGAAGGCUUCCAAAUGAAAGGUUUGAGAAGACGUGCACGUGUCUAUACACCUGAUAUACAAUAUUUCCUCAAAUAUAUUUAUGGACAUGAACCAAAUGAAGAAGAAGAGGAAGAUGAGGAAAAAGAGGAAGAGAAAGAAGAUGAUUAUUAUGACGACGUUUGUAAAGAUGUUAAAAGUGAGAUAUUGGAGCAUUCUGAACAUAUUAAAAAGAAACAAAGAAAUAAAUAA
Molecule: messenger RNA, 1962 nt
Organism: Heterostelium album PN500
Lineage: Eukaryota; Evosea; Eumycetozoa; Acytosteliales; Acytosteliaceae
Exons: 1
Coding region: 1-1962 (653 amino acids)
Source: RefSeq, a predicted model, not a curated record